AUGACGCUUGGCUGGGCGGUGUGGCUACUGUGUCUGUGUGCCGUGGUUGCGCCUACGUUAGCAGCCGACGUCAACACAUCAACUAUAUGGGGUACUUAUCGUCCACAGCUCUUUUUCGGAUUGCGCCCACGGGUGCCUCGGACGCUUGUGACGGGCUUGGCAUGGUUCUCAACUGCAGACUAUGAGCAUGCAUCUGUAUUGCGCCAUAGCGCCUCGGACAACGACGGUAUCGAGUCUUUCAAGUGGCUAUACCAUGAUGGACGUAAUUUUGGUGUCCAGGAGAUCAUCGAUCGCAAGUAUAACUACCGCCUUGAGACGAGCUUCGUCAAGGCUGGGCACGAGCAUGGCCAACCAGGCCACUGGGCGGUGCGUGUGCGUGGUACGGUGCUUGAUGAUAGCAAGCCAGCGCAGCUUUCUACCUUUUUCUACGUUGGCAGCGAGGACAGCGAGGCUUCCUUCACCAUUCAGGGCGAGCAAUUGCAUGGCACAGAGCUUGGCGGCUUUUCUUUGCGCACGCAGGAGCACCCAGGUCAGACGCCAAUGAAAGCAUUCACAACCAUGCGUGUGCCCAGCCACAAUGUAUGGCGUGGCCCAGACCAUAUCCUGGCGGACAUGCGUCCACACCUACAGGCCAUGGCACGCUCCCAGGAAGUGUGGCCACCUGCCGCCGAGGCGAUGCAGCUGACGAACAAUAGUGAGACCCAGUCCAACUGGUAUGCACUGCAGCGAACGUACCGCGGCAACUUCACGUACGAUAUCAUGCUGGACAGCGCGCUUUCUGACCUAGAUCGCUGGGACUCAGACGCUGUGACGGCCGCACUGGAGCAGUACAAGCGUGCAUUCGAUGCGAAGUUUGAAAAGACGUUUGCGUUAAGCUCCUCAUUCUCGCCCAAGCAGGUCACCUACGCUCGCGAAAUUCAUGCACAGCUGCUGGGCGGCAUUGGCUAUUACCAUGGCACGUGCCUCGUAGAUCGCCGGCCCGCCGAGGAUAAUGGCCUGGUGCUGCACAAUAUGGAAGAUGCGCAACCCGAGGAAGAAGGGCCAUAUUCGCUGCUCACUGCAACGCCUAGUCGCACGUUUUUCCCGCGCGGCUUCUACUGGGACGAGGGUUUCCACCUGCUGCAGCUUGGUGCAUGGGAUGCGGAGCUGUCGAUGGAGCUGCUCGAAUCGUGGACGAGCCUCGUGGACAGCGACGGCUGGAUUGCUCGCGAGCAGAUCCUGGGUGAGGAGGCGCGCAGCCAGGUUCCUGGCCCAUUCCAGACACAGUACCCGCUGUACGCGAAUCCUCCCACUCUGGUAUGGGGGCUCCAGGCAUAUGUGCGCGGGCUUGAGACGCAGCUGGCUGAGGCACAGGAGAAUGUCGAAGGCACGAGUGGGCUCUCAGCACUUGAGGCGGAUGCUGCGAUGCUGUCGCGUAUGUACGAACGGCUGCAAGCACUGUACGAGCCGUGGCAGCGGCAUUAUGAGUGGUUCCGCCGCACACAGCGGGGACAGAUCCGGCAGUGGGACCGCAAAGCAACGGCGCGCCACGAAGGUUACCGCUGGCGCGGGCGCUCGUACACACAUGUACUGACGAGUGGCCUGGACGACUAUCCCCGCGCUGCGACGCCGCAUGUGGGCGAGCUGCACGUUGAUCUCCACGCGUGGAUGGGCUCGUUUGCGCGGUCGAUGCAGCAGCUCGCCCAGGUCCUGGGCCAGGUGGACGAUGCGCUCGAGUACGGCGAGCAUCUAGAAGAUAUUGCUGCCAAUGCCGUGGAUCUGCACUGGAAUGAGCAAGACGGCCUCUUCUGCGACUUGUCCGUGGACAGCGACGAUGUGUCGUACUUUGAGUGUCACGCGGGGUACGUGAGUCUCUUUCCCCUAAUGCUGCGUCUGUUGCCGGCCGACUCGGCGCAGCUUGGUGCAUCGCUGCGCCUCCUGCGUGACGAGACGCAGCUCUGGUCGCCCUACGGGAUCCGCAGCUUGAGUAAGCGCCAUCCUCUCUUCGGCACCGAAGAGGACUACUGGCGCGGCGCUAUUUGGCUCCCGAUCAACUACCUGCUCCUAGGCGCACUGCGACACUACGCCACAGGGCCUGGACCCCACGCGGCUGACGCCCGUGCUGCCUAUGUGGAUCUACGAAACAACCUGGUCAACACGGUGCUUGAGGAAUAUGAGCGAACCGGGUAUACGUGGGAGCAGUUUGAUCAGGCCACCGGUCGCGGUCGGCGUAACUACCCCUUCACAGGCUGGACCUCGCUCGUGGUCCUCAUCAUGGCGGAGAUAUACUAG
Malassezia sympodialis ATCC 42132 is the source of this 2271-nucleotide messenger RNA. It is a transcript of the gene CWH41, whose product is annotated as mannosyl-oligosaccharide glucosidase. The record is from RefSeq and is a predicted model, not a curated record. Gene Ontology annotation, cellular component: endoplasmic reticulum membrane. Gene Ontology annotation, molecular function: Glc3Man9GlcNAc2 oligosaccharide glucosidase activity. Gene Ontology annotation, biological process: protein N-linked glycosylation; oligosaccharide metabolic process. NCBI's taxonomy places the organism in Eukaryota, Fungi, Basidiomycota, Malasseziomycetes, Malasseziales, Malasseziaceae.